Blepharisma stoltei is the source of this 732-nucleotide messenger RNA. The record is from the annotation of a GenBank genome assembly. Lineage: Eukaryota; Ciliophora; Heterotrichea; Heterotrichida; Blepharismidae.
AUGUCGUCAAGCCAUAAAGAGUUCAUCCAUUUCAGUGAAACAUCGUUUUGGCUUCUCAUUGGCUCGCUUAUGUCUGCUUUUAUGUUUGGGAACGUUUUUAUGGCUUGCACAUUUAGCAUUAGCUGUUUGAAAUUUUUACCUACAUUUUCAUAUCUUGGGUGCUAUAGAGAUCAUGAUAGAUGACUGAAUUUUUCUUUGGCUUUUUAUGGAGGUGUUUUGCCAUUGAUUGUUGUGUCUUUAUCUGUGAAAUUGGCUGAAUAUGUCAAAAAGUGUUCAUUAAUCAUCAUGAUUUUGGCUGGAUUUAUGGGCUGCACAACUUUAAUACUGAUCGGACUUAUUGACGAAGUAAACGGGCUUUAUAUUUUGCCACUUGACCGGAUGCAUCCAUGGCUAACUCUUUUCCUAUAUGGAUGUUUUAAUUUAUUUCUUUAUAUAGCUCUAACUGGGCUUGAAAACGUGCCUCUAGAAUAUUCAGAAAAGGAGUGGCUGGGAAGAUGCAAUAAUCUAUAUAGACUUGCAAAUAUAAUGUUUGCUGUUACUGGGACUGAAUGGUUUCUUGCUUAUUCAAUAUACUCGAAUUUUUUUAUUAACGAAGUAGUGGAAGCAUUAUGUGAAUGAUUCGUAGUCACUUUGGCAGUUUUUUUCCCAUUUGCACUUUCGAACGUAACAAACACACAAAUUACUGUAGAAUGCAAGCCCACAAAACAAAUUGAGUAUGAAUCGAUAAAGUAA